Molecule: messenger RNA, 447 nt
Organism: Penicillium maclennaniae
Lineage: Eukaryota; Fungi; Ascomycota; Eurotiomycetes; Eurotiales; Aspergillaceae
Exons: 2
Coding region: 1-447 (148 amino acids)
Source: RefSeq, a predicted model, not a curated record
AUGAAGCUCCUCGCGGCCCUCCAGUUCCUCGCCGUCACAGUCACUUUCGCAUUAUCUCUUGAACGAACACGAAGCCUUGAGAUCAGAGACUUGGCGGCAAAUCACUACUCCAACAUUACGCUAGCCACGCUGCAAUUCACCAUCCACGAUCCAAGCAGAGAUAUCACUGACGAUUGCAAUAUAGCUUGGAAUACAAGUAGUGUCACCCAACCUGGCCUGGCACCCUACAAGUGUCAACGCCGACACUUCGAGUUCGGCUUUCGCUAUGGCAUUGGUGAUAUCGAGUUCUUUACGCUGGUCGUGCAGCAGAUGAAUGGGUCUGCUCAGGGCUAUUCCGUUGUGACGGCGCAUAGUACGAAUUCAAGAUGGAAAUGUGUGCAAGGACCAGAGGAGGGCCUUCGGGAGCAUUGUGUGUGGUCGGGGACUUUGAAGAUCGAGAUGGAUUAA